Messenger RNA from Myodes glareolus (Bank vole), 1820 nucleotides. Lineage: Eukaryota; Metazoa; Chordata; Mammalia; Rodentia; Cricetidae. The record is from RefSeq and is a predicted model, not a curated record.
AGGAGUGCCCGCCCUCUUCCCCCGGCGUGCCCUGCGGCAGGCGCUGACGUGGCUGCCGUCAGCGCCGCCAUCUUGUGGGAGCGAAACCAACGCCUGGCUGGGAGCAGCCGCCGCGGAGGUCUCUGGCCAGUAUUGCUUCCACCUGUCCACAAGCAUGGGGAAUAUCUUUGCAAACCUCUUCAAGGGCCUUUUUGGCAAAAAAGAAAUGCGCAUUCUUAUGGUGGGCCUGGAUGCUGCAGGAAAGACAACAAUUCUAUACAAACUGAAGCUGGGUGAAAUUGUGACCACCAUUCCCACUAUUGGUUUCAACGUGGAGACAGUUGAGUACAAGAAUAUCAGCUUUACUGUGUGGGAUGUGGGCGGCCAGGACAAGAUCCGGCCACUAUGGCGCCACUACUUCCAGAACACCCAAGGCUUGAUCUUCGUGGUGGACAGCAAUGACAGAGAGCGUGUGAAUGAGGCCCGUGAAGAGCUCAUGAGGAUGCUAGCUGAAGAUGAGCUCCGGGAUGCCGUUCUCUUGGUGUUUGCCAAUAAGCAGGACCUUCCCAAUGCCAUGAAUGCGGCCGAAAUCACAGACAAGCUGGGGCUGCACUCUCUACGCCACAGGAACUGGUACAUUCAGGCCACCUGUGCAACCAGCGGGGACGGGCUCUAUGAAGGACUAGACUGGCUGUCCAAUCAGCUCCGGAACCAGAAGUGAACCAGACCCCUCCCUCCCCCUCACUUCCUCUUCUCCGCCCUCCGCUUUCCUCUCAUGUGGCAAACGUGCGACUCUGUGGUCCUGAGUGCCAGAAGCUGUCUCCAUGGGUUGGUCACAGUGUGCAUCGCACCGUGCUGUACAUGUGCAGACGCAGCCUGCAGCCAGGUUUUAUUUAAUGUAAAUAGUUUCUGUUUCCACUGAGGCAGUUUCUGGUACUCCUAUGCAAUAUUACUUAGCUUUUUUAUUGUAAAAAGAGAAUCAACUCACUGUCAGUACUGAGAAGGGAUUUGGGUGUAGGGGCACCUGGCCUCUGGGAGCCAUUGGGCUGUAGACUGGUGUCAGUAUCCAUUUGGUGGUUGGUUUUUACCCAAACUCAGUGCAUUUUUUAAAAUAGUUUAAAAAAAAUACAGGACAAGAACACUUGAACACACAGAACGGAGACUAUGCCUAGUGUAGGUUUUGCAGUAAUGGCCUGAAUGCUAGUCCAUUGGAUCACCUGUUUCCCCUAUGGGAACAGAGAGAAGGUGGACACACCACCAUCCGCUGCAUGGUCACAGUAGAGCCCCCGUGACUCGCCUGUCUUGGGUCACCUGCAUUCCAUAGCAUUGUGCUUGUACUUGUGCUCACAUGGUCACCUAGGGGUGGGCUGGGAGCCAUUGUGGGGUGCAGGGCCUGGCUUGUAUUGGUGUGUGGCCAGGCCAGGUGGCAGUCUACAUACCCAGCUUACUCUUGGGCCCACUUGGACGCGCUGGCAGGAGGCCUGGGUCUCAUCAGCAAGAGCGCGUGCAAGCUGGGAGGGUCGAUCCAUUCCAGACCCACAUCCUGGAGCACCCCCAUCUCCAUGUGUGAAGUAGCUUUCUCCCUCAGCCUGCAAGGGUCCGAUUUGCCAUCGAAAGACGACCUCUACUUUUUUCUUUUGUAUUUUGAUAAACACUGAAGAAGCUGGAGCUGUUAAAUUUAUCUUGGGGAAAUCUCAGAACUGGUUUAUUUGGUGUUGUGGAACCUCUUACUGCUUUCAAUACACAAUUAGUAAUCAACUGUUUUGUAUACUUGUUUUCAGUUUUCAUUUCGACAAGCACUGUAAUUAUAGCUAUUAGAAUAAAGUCUCUUAACUAUUUGA